Molecule: messenger RNA, 963 nt
Organism: Aureobasidium vineae
Lineage: Eukaryota; Fungi; Ascomycota; Dothideomycetes; Dothideales; Saccotheciaceae
Source: the annotation of a GenBank genome assembly
AGCUACAUCAGAAAGCCCCUGGGCUCCGCUCUGCGCGUUGCCUCGCGCCCCUACAGCAGCUCCUCGUACCUGACCACCAACACCAACCUCCGUAUCAACGACCAGACCAAGGUCAUCUUCCAGGGCUUCACCGGCAAGCAGGGAACCUUCCACGCCCAGCAGGCCAUUGAGUACGGCACCCAAGUAGUCGGUGGCACCAACCCCAAGAAGGCCGGAGAGACACACCUGGGCAAGCCCGUCUUCGCAACCGUCGCCGACGCUGUCAAGGAGACUGGCGCUACCGCUUCCGCCAUCUUCGUNCCCCCUCCCGUCGCCGCCAAGGGUAUCGAGGAGGCCAUCGAGGCCGAGAUCCCUCUCGUUGUCUGUAUCACCGAGGGUAUUCCCCAGCACGACAUGGUCCGCAUCACCGACAUCCUCAAGACCCAGAGCAAGACCAGACUCGUCGGUCCCAACUGCCCCGGUAUCAUCGCUCCGAUUGGUAUCAUGCCUGGCUUCAUCCACAAGCGCGGUCGCAUUGGUAUCGUCUCCCGUUCCGGUACCCUCACCUACGAGGCCGUCAACCAGACCACCCAGACCGGUCUCGGUCAAUCUCUCGUCGUCGGUAUCGGUGGUGACCCCUUCUCUGGUACCAACUUCAUCGACUGCCUCAAGGUCUUCCUCGAGGAUGGCGAGACUGACGGUAUCAUCAUGAUCGGUGAGAUUGGUGGUUCUGCCGAGGAGGAUGCUGCAGACUUCCUCAAGCAGUACAACACUGCCAACAAGCCCGUUGUCUCCUUCAUCGCUGGUAUCUCUGCUCCUCCCGGCAGACGUAUGGGUCACGCUGGUGCCAUUGUCAGCGGUGGCAAGGGUGGUGCCGACUCCAAGAUCUCGGCCCUCGAGGCUGCUGGCGUCAUUGUCGAGCGCAGCCCUGCUUCGCUCGGUAAGACCAUGCACGCAGAGUUCGUCAAGCGCGACAUGAUCUAA